Messenger RNA from Styela clava, 1832 nucleotides. RefSeq lists its product as uncharacterized. The record is from RefSeq and is a predicted model, not a curated record. Lineage: Eukaryota; Metazoa; Chordata; Ascidiacea; Stolidobranchia; Styelidae.
CCUAUUGUGACGUAAUAAGUGUAUAAUUUUGGGGUAAUUGUAACUUUUUGCUUAAGUCGACAUUUUAUUCGGUAUUUUUGGCAGCAUGCUUGCUUAAUAUGCCACUAAAAAGAAACAAAGUGGGUAUCGUUACCCAAGACAACGACGAAGGACACAGGGUGUCAUGCGGGAGAAAGAGGCGAGGGCGAAGAUUUAGAAAAUCUUCCGCUGAAAAACAAGAUGAAGAGAAACAAGAUGAAGCUUCAUCUUAUUUGACUGCGGUGCAUUGUAUAUAUGCAUUUGCUUCAUGGUUCGGCAGAGGAAUGGUGAAGGCUAACAAAGUCUUGACAUUCUCUCAAUGCCGUAAAUCGUCGACCGUGGACAUCGUGGACGAGGAUGCUCACAGGGCCGACAAGAUUCCAAAUACUAAAAAGACUCAGAACGAUACCGGAAUUCAAGAAAAUGGAAAGAAUCAUACCGGAAUCGGAACAUCUACGUCCGGGGACGAGCAGGUCCGUAUGAAAUUUUCAGAAGAGGACAAUGCUCUUUUCCCACCACCUGUAAUACCCCAUGUUACAUUGCCAACCUCAAGAAAUACCAGUAGUGACGACGUCGGAAAACUCUCUACAAUGGAAGUUGAAGAAUUGGCGUCUGCAUUAUCGACUUCUCACGGUGAUUCAAAAACAGGAAAUAUGAAAAAUGAGACUGACCACGACAAUGAGAAUCCAUUUGUUGCGCCCCCAGUUACUCCAAAUUCUAAGACCAUGGGAGUGCAGCAAGUCACGCCGCCACCAAACUCUGUUCCAUCCUUUACCACUGGAAUAUUACCGCAGCCUUGUCUGUCGCUCGAAGAACUGGACACAAAGAUUCAACUCAACGCAGUUACAGCAGGAAUAGACGACGAAUUGAUGAAAUUUAUGAAACAAUCAGAAGACCAGAAGAAAUUAUUAAUGCGCGGUUUGGAAUCAAUUGUUUCGGCAAAAUUAUGGUUCGAAAAAAGCUUGAAGUAUGUCAACGAAAAACAGAACCAACUAAAUGUGAAAAGAAAUGGUAGUUCUGAACCAGUGAAAACAGUGAAACCAGCUGAAAAUAUAUGCCACAGAGAUUUUUCUAUCGGAGACGCGUUCGGCAACUUCAAAUUCGACAGCAUAGCUGAGACAGAAAAGCAGAUAAAAUCACUCGUUAAUACAGCGAGAAGACUACAAAAUUUUCUCAGAUCUACAAAGAAACGGGCAACAGACAAGAGAGAUCGACACAGAACUAAGAAAAUUGACAACAAAUCAACACAGACUUGCGGAGUUACAAAUGGAAAACCAAAGGCCGAAGUGGUUUCGAAACUGGACGACCAUAAUUACGAAGCUGACUAUGAAGAUGAGAGUCACGAUGAAGAUUUGAGAAAAUCAUUGAAAAAUUCCACUGGAAAAGAAAAACUGAAGCCAAUCCACGACAUACCUCGACGAGAUUCUACAUCAGCGGAAAUUGACGAUAGAGUAAAAGAGGUGAAGGAAAUAUACGAAUUGAAACAGAACAAGAAGGAGACCAAAGAAGAUCAAGAAAUGGACGUCAAAUACGACGAAUCAUAUUAUGAGGAUGACUUUGAAAGUGACGAUGAUGAUUCAUGCAAAUCAUCUUCCGAGAAAGAUCAGAAAAUGGACGACAAAUACUACGAAGCUUUAUACGAAGAUGAUUUUGAGAGUGACGAUAGUGUUUCUACUAAAUCAUAAGAUAAUUCAGUGAAAUCAAAUGACCAGCAAUCAAAACAACACAGAGGAAGAUUUGAAAUACAGAAUUAUAUCACACCUUGGUCCUUCAAAACAGUAUUACGAAUAGUUCACCAAUAUCCUAAUACUUAA